GUCAGUUGUGCUUACAAACAAGGAAAUCUCAACCUUUGAGUAGAUCGAUAGUGUGUAGUUUCUCCGGACGUGAGAUAGUGUUUAGAUCAGCUAGUUUUAUACUAGACAGUUAAAGAAAACCAAAACUAAGUAAUUAUGGCAUCUCUGUUUAAAAAGAAGACCGCCGAUGAUAUCAUUAAGGAGCAGACCAAAGAGCUGAGAGGCACCCAGAGACAAAUCACCAGAGACAGAGCUGCCCUGGAGAGACAGGAGAGGCAAAUGGAAAUGGAAAUCAAGAAAAUGGCCAAGACUGGAAACAGAGAAGCCUGUAAAAUUUUAGCCAAGCAACUUGUACAGCUUAGAAAACAGAAGAAUCGAACCUAUGCUGUAAGCUCUAAGGUCACCUCCAUGUCCACACAAACCAAGGUCAUGAACUCUCAGAUGAAGAUGGCAGGAGCCAUGUCUACUACAGCAAAGACUAUGCAGGAUGUCAAUAAAAGAAUGGAUCCCAAGAAGACGCUACAAUCCAUGCAGGACUUUCAGAAGGAAAACUUAAAAAUGGGAAUGACGGAGGACAUGAUUAAUGAUACGCUAGAUGAGAUUUUUGAUGAAUCUGGCGAUGAAGAAGAAUGCCAGGACAUCGUAAACCAAGUGCUUGAUGAAAUCGGCAUUGAGAUCUCAGGAAAAAUGGUAAGAGCCCCCGCAGCAGGAAAAUGUCUUCCCGGAGCUUCCCCUGCAAAGUCUAAACCUGCCACCAUCUCAGACGCAGAGAUCGAGAGACAGCUGAAGGCUUUGGGCGUGGACUAAACUCUUUAUGCUCAACACCUGUUCACCCAUUGUCACCAAAGGACUGAGUUUAUACAGUGGGAACAGGGAAUUUGUAGAGAUGGCCAAGUAAUAAAUGAAGGAAGAAAUGUCAUUAGGCAUCUGGUCCUGAAGAGACAUGCCGUUAUUGUAGGAAUGUAAAGACUGGUACAUUGAUAAAAUGGUCUGUUAUAACAACACAAUCUCACGACGUUCAUUACUAUUUUAAAUCUUGCUCAAUUGGUGGGUAAUUUGUAUGAAUUUUUACAAUCUUAUUCAUACGUUUUCAUGCAAUUUGCUUUGGCACAGUGAUGGCUGUGUUUAGGGAAGGACCUUCAUGCUUGCUUUUGUAUGAUUCACAAAUAACAAAUUCAAAAUCUUUAUAAAAAAGUAUGUUUCCAGUGAGAUCAGGUUGAAAAUAAUGAGCAGAUAACGGAUUCAAAGUAAAGACUGUUUGGACCAGUUGCAUUCAUAUUGAAAUACUAUUUAAGAACUCUGAUUUCCUGGCAUGUAAAAACACUGCACAUAUUGUAGGCUUUUAGAAGUUUAGCGCUGAAAUUAUACAUUUCACCUUUAAGGGUGCUAUGUCACAAAUGUGGCAAUGUCUUCUUCCUUCAAUCCUUUAAAUGAGUGCUUCCUAACCUUUCCCCCAGCAUUACAAAUGUAUGCUUUCCUCAUCUCAUUAGAAUAAAGUAGAUGACUUCUGAACUGUGUCUGAUAAGCAAAAUGUGCUGUGCCAAGAUAGGAUUGUAAAUCCCUAAUUUACAUCUACAUAGCUGAACAUUGGAAGGUUUUGGCACUUCAUGGGUCCCCGUGUGUUAUAGGGCUAAUCAUCUCAAAUAUGUUUUAACUCAUAAGAUGCUCAUGAUGUUUUGUCUCUUUAGGUUACGUAUGACUUUAGGAAGUAAGUUAGAGAAACAGCUUUCAGUCACGGUGAGAUUUAGUAAACAUUUACUCUCAAUUACUUACAAGAAAAUAUCUUGCAUGAGAUUCUUUGUUGAGAUGAUAAUAAUGAUGUUACAGUGACAGUACCAGGUGGGUGAACUUGGAUCAUAUGUAUGCAUUUGACAUACAAUUUUAUCUUUUGUGAUUUACAGUGUAUUUUACUGUAGUAAUACAGUACGUAUUUCAUAGGAUGUGUUUUCCCUGGCAAUCUAAUUUACACCUUAGAGCUCUGCUGUCAACGCAAUGCUCUACCAACUGAGCUGAAAUACUCAUUAUAUCCACCUUGUUCAGGUGUUGCAGAGAGAUUAUCAAUCCUUUUGUAAAUUCUGUUUGAUUAUGGGAUAUGUUUACGAAUAUCAUUGAUUCAUUCACAGUGCAGUAAACGGAAGAUUGUCCCAGGCCCUGAACUGCGAAGGAUCCAUAAAGAUCCUCUUUGAAGUGUACACUCUUAAAAAUAAAGGUGCUUAAAAGGCU
Messenger RNA from Triplophysa dalaica, 2202 nucleotides. RefSeq names its product charged multivesicular body protein 2Ba (gene chmp2ba). The record is from RefSeq and is a predicted model, not a curated record. Lineage: Eukaryota; Metazoa; Chordata; Actinopteri; Cypriniformes; Nemacheilidae. The transcript has 6 exons. The coding region runs from base 136 to 786 and encodes 216 amino acids. Gene Ontology annotation, biological process: late endosome to vacuole transport; endosome transport via multivesicular body sorting pathway; protein transport. Gene Ontology annotation, cellular component: multivesicular body; ESCRT III complex.